Messenger RNA from Neltuma alba, 1873 nucleotides. RefSeq names its product tryptophan synthase beta chain 1-like. Gene Ontology annotation, cellular component: cytoplasm. The transcript has 5 exons. The record is from RefSeq and is a predicted model, not a curated record. Bases 22 to 1452 code for a protein of 476 amino acids. NCBI's taxonomy places the organism in Eukaryota, Viridiplantae, Streptophyta, Magnoliopsida, Fabales, Fabaceae. Gene Ontology annotation, biological process: L-tryptophan biosynthetic process. Gene Ontology annotation, molecular function: tryptophan synthase activity.
AAACCAUUUCUUAAAGCUCCCAUGGCUGCCUCCCUUGCAAACCCUGCUGCUGCUUGCAGACUUCACAAGGACCAAUACCCUUGGUUGCAUUUUCCUUCCAAAUCCCUCAAAUUCACUGCUUUCCCUUCUUCUUCCUUCAUUGCUAGAACCACCGCUCGAACUUCCUCUUCCGCCUCCUUCGCGUUGACCAGGGACCCCGCCUCUGUUAUUCUCAUGGAUGACCUCAUGAAGGAUGAUAAUGGGUCGGUUCAGCUUCAACGACCCGACUCGUUUGGUCGGUUCGGUCAAUUUGGCGGCAAGUAUGUCCCUGAAACUCUUAUGUAUGCACUCACUGAGCUCGAGGCUGCGUUCCAUUCCCUGGCGGCGGAUGAAGAAUUCCAGAAAGAACUGAAUAGCAUUCUGAGAGACUAUGUCGGUAGGGAGACUCCUCUUUAUUUUGCUGAGAGGUUGACAGAGCAUUACAAGCGUCCUAACGGUGAAGGGCCCCGCGUAUAUCUAAAAAGGGAAGAUCUUAACCACACUGGAGCUCACAAAAUCAACAAUGCAGUUGGCCAAGCUUUGCUUGCCAAGCGACUGGGCAAGAAACGUAUUAUUGCAGAAACUGGAGCUGGCCAGCAUGGAGUUGCCACUGCUACUGUUUGUGCCAGAUUUGGGUUAGAGUGCAUAAUUUAUAUGGGUGCACAAGACAUGGAAAGGCAAGCACUUAAUGUCUUCAGAAUGCGUCUUCUUGGUGCUGAGGUGAGAGCAGUGCAUUCUGGGACAGCUACACUGAAGGAUGCUACGUCAGAAGCUAUAAGGGAUUGGGUGACCAAUGUGGAGACAACUCAUUAUAUUUUGGGUUCAGUUGCUGGGCCGCAUCCGUAUCCAAUGAUGGUAAGGGAGUUUCACGCAGUGAUUGGCAAGGAAACGAGAAAACAAGCAUUGGAGAAAUGGGGAGGGAAACCAGAUGUGCUAGUAGCAUGUGUUGGAGGAGGUUCAAAUGCCAUGGGACUUUUCCAUGAAUUCGUUGAUGACAAAGAUGUUAAGCUGAUUGGAGUGGAGGCUGCUGGUUUUGGUAUUGAUAGUGGUAAGCAUGCAGCAACAUUAACAAAAGGAGAAGUUGGGGUUUUGCAUGGAGCAAUGAGCUAUCUGUUGCAGGACGAUGAUGGCCAAAUUAUUGAGCCCCACUCUAUUAGUGCAGGCUUGGACUACCCUGGUGUUGGGCCAGAGCACAGCUUCUUGAAAGAUAUAGGACGUGCUGAAUAUUACAGUGUUACUGAUGACGAAGCAUUGGAAGCAUUCAAGAGAGUGUCCAGACUAGAAGGCAUAAUCCCAGCAUUGGAGACAUCUCAUGCUCUUGCUUACCUCGAAAAGCUCUGCCCAUCUCUUCCGGAUGGAACUAAGGUUGUCCUUAACUGCAGCGGCCGAGGUGACAAGGACGUUCAAACUGCCAUCAAGUAUCUCAAAGUAUGAAGCUGAUGGAGAAAUUCUUGAAUAGACCCAGUUCAUAGAAAAUGUCGUAAAGCAAGCUGAUUUACAAAGAAACACAUAAACAUGUCAAAGCUCAAUCUCACUGAUGUGUUUGGCUGCAUGUUUGUGUGUGUGUAGUUGGGUUGGUCUAUAUUUACUUUUUGUCAAUCAAGUCUACUUCAAGAGUUCUUCAAGGCGGUGGUCCUUUUUUUUUUUCCCUUCCCCGCUAGGACUUGUCAGAGUAUGGGUUUUAGGAGAGCUGGUAUUUGCUUGGGAAUGUCAUGUGAUGAGUUUUGUAAUAAGGCUUGUUUCUGCUUUUGCAUCUGUAUUUUUCUUUCCUUUUCCUUUUUCCCCUUUCUUUUGGUUGCCCAAUGAUGUGACGUAAAGAUCAAAGAGUUGCGUUAUCUAUUUAUUUUUGUAUUAA